Kockovaella imperatae is the source of this 2862-nucleotide messenger RNA. RefSeq lists its product as hypothetical. The transcript is spliced from 2 exons. The coding region runs from base 491 to 2719 and encodes 742 amino acids. The record is from RefSeq and is a predicted model, not a curated record. NCBI's taxonomy places the organism in Eukaryota, Fungi, Basidiomycota, Tremellomycetes, Tremellales, Cuniculitremaceae.
CCCCCCCCCCCCACUAACCAUCUUAUCUCUCCUUCUCGUGAAUACCACUGCCCGGGCCCCCUCCCCCUUGGUCUCUCGGCAUCACCCGCAUCUGACAAACACCUUGUCUUAUCGAUAAGGGUCGGCACACGCGCUGCGCUCAUACAGUGAGGUGAGUGCCGUCAUCAACAUCGACAUCAUCCCACUGACCAUCCUCAUCGCCCAUCCACCCUUACCCCGCCUUUACCUCCACUGUCACCUCGCCGCUCACCAUGAAUCCCCAUCACAGAUCCACACCACCAUGCAGAACACCUCUACUGCCCAUCUCGGGGGUAGCAGUAGCAAUCACAACUGGGCAACAGUGAGUGUUUUUGUCCCCCCAUCCAUCCAUCCCUCCUUUGACUUCCCAUCGACACUCCGAUGAUCCAGAGAAGAGAGAAAGAGAGUCUUCGCUCACACGUCGUCGCCUCUUCUGCUGCCUGCCCUUCCUCCUCCUCCUCCUGCUACUACCAUGACAUCGACCCCUUGUUCCCCCACCGAUCUCAUCGAUCUCGCCUUGCUUCUCACCACUCAACAGCCUGGAAUAUCAAACCUCUAUCAGAACCCCAAACAGCCUCAACAACAGCAGCGCUCUACAUCCAACCCAAGAGCAUACCCCGAUCCUGGCGCAGACGCUCGUCGCGAUGAUGCAACCCAACAGAUGUACGAUACCGGCUAUGGCAGCUAUCAACAGAGCGGAUACGGCAACGUCGGAUACGGUGGAUACGGAGCUCAACAGCAGCAGCAGCAACAACAACAACAAGCACAACAAGUCGGAUACGCUACGUCGCCUUCGACCUCACGACGACCAUCCGGUCAGGCUAAACCGACUUCGACGCCUCCCAUGUCGGCUCCGCCCACCAACACAUCACCUAUGUACCCAUCCCGUGGAUCUACCGAUAUGACUCACAUGACUCAAUCACCGUAUCAGCCCGCGUCAGCACCUCCCAAUGUCAACCACCACAUGCAGCAAAAUCAACCACAAACCGCGCAUCCUUAUGGAGGAGGGUAUUACAAUUAUUACGACCAAGCCCCUUGGUACCCUCAAGGUUCUGUAAGACCGGGUCAAUCGUCCACGCCCACACAACCUGUGGACAGAACACCCCAAACUGGAUCGUACGACUACUCAUCGCCCUACGCCGCUGGCUGGGAUCAGAGUCGUCAAUCGUGGCAGACUCCGAAUCAACCUCGACAAAGCGGUAGCGCUCAAACAUAUUACCCUCCAGCCCAAGCGCCUGCACCCUACCCUUGGCAACCAUGGCAGAACAAUUACUAUCCACCGCCCGCUCAACCGGCCACGAGCGCUCUCCCGCCCACGCCUUCGAGCGGCAAAAAGGAGAAAAAGGCAUCCGGCGAUUAUCAAGGGCUUGGGAAACGUUCGGCUGAGCCUGUCGCUGAGGAUCCAGCAGAGAAGAAAAAGAAGGGCAAGAAGGAGGAGGUCAAACCUGCCGCUCCUGCCAAAUCACAUCUACACCCUCCACGUCAAGCACAGUCUGCUUGGCAGUUGUUCUUCACCGACGAACUCAAUAAGGCUAAAGAGGCUGCUGCCCAAGGCAAUUCACCAGGUGGUACUCCGCAACACGCCAAGCUCAAUGUCGCUCAGAUCGCAAAGGACGCCGGUAUCGCUUACGCAAAUUUGAAUGACGAGCAAAAAGCCUAUUACGCUCAAAAGGUCCAAGAGAGUAAAGAACAGUACGCUCGCGAGCUCGCUGUCUGGCAAGCGACCCUUACGCCAGAAGACAUUCGAGCCGAGAACGCAUUCCGAGCACAACAGAGGAAAGAAGGCAAAUCCCGCAAAGGCAAUCUCAAGGAUCCCAACGCCCCGAAAAAGCCACUCUCAGCCUACUUCUUGUUCCUCAAGGAUAUCCGCGAGAACGAUGACCUGAGAAUGAGAGUCUGGGGAGACGAGACAGAGACGACAAAACAAUCCGUCCUUGCGGCCGAGCGUUGGCGAUCAUUGACCGAUGACGAGAAGAGGCCCUUCUUGUCCCAGGCGGAACACGACAAGCAAGAGUACGAAGCCGCUCGCAAGAUCUAUGAAGACGAAGCUGCCGCUCGGGCAAGAGGCGAAGAUAUCCCUUCUCGUCCGGUCGUCGUCCAAGACAUUCCUCAAUCCAAGCCCGCCUCUGGCAAAUCGCACAAGAAAAAGGUUUCUCCACCAAAAGUCGAGUCAGAUGUCAAACAGGAAUCAGCUACAGACGUCAAAACGCCUCCUGGCGACGUUGAUAGUUCAAUGGAGUUUCCCGGCUUUCCAGAUCUAGCGGGUGAUAUGGACCUCGGUGGUUUCCACAAUGUCGGUGAUACACAUCACACCGCCGAUUGGGGCGAGCUGCAUACGAUCAUGGGCAAAGAUGACGGAUCACCACAGCAUUCUGAAGGGUCCGAUUCCAAUGUUGACGAGGCGCCCGGGAUGGAGACUGCGAUGGAGACGACACACGAAGCGCCACGCGUACCGGAAUCGGUGGUCCAAGAUGUGGCAGCGGCGGCGGAAGGUCACGCAGCGGUACCUAGCGAGUUGAAAUCUGACCAAGAGGCAUUACAUUCGAGCGAUCCUGCGCCCAUCACGCCAAAUCCCACUCUUGGAGAGGAUGCCGAAAGAGCCUUCGAUAGUGCUGCGUUGGCCGGAGAAGUUCUGCCCGAGGCAGUGACUGAAGACGGUACGACCGGAGAAGAGGUUGAGCAAAAGAUUGAUGCGGUUUGAGGGGAGAAAAGCAAGGCGGAAAGAAAAUCUUGUAAGAUGGCUCGUAAGAAACAUGGGCAGAGGGAUGUCUUGUAUACAUAUAUAAUAUAGCUACCUCCUGGGAGUCUUGGUUCAUAUAUGCAACAGGGUCGUAUAGUCAGUCA